GUUCUCUUUUUCAUCCUGGACAUCCUCACACAGUAGAGAGAGAGAGUCUCUAGAGAGAGAGAGACUGAGAAAGGUCACCAUUUCACCUCUCUCUGGUGCAUCUUUCACACCUCUCUCUCUCUCUCCCCAUCAUCAUCAUCAUCACGGCAGCUGACCGAACUCUCUCUGCUGCCUAUCUAGCUCCUCAAAUUCUCGAACUUGAAUUCCCGGAACUCCAUCCAGACCAGGAAGCAGAAUCUCAGAUCAUAUCUUGCUCCAGAAUCUCCCAAUAGAGCCAUGUUUCAUGGGCAUCCGCGGUCAUGGUCCAGUGAGCUGCUGCUGCCGUGGGCGUUCCUGGCCCUGCUGAGCUUCGCCGGGCGGGGAUGCUAUGGGUUCGGGACCUUCGGGUUCGAUAUGCACCACCGUUUCUCGGAUCCGGUCAAGGGAGUGCUGGACGUCGACGAUUUUGAGCUGCCCCAGAAGGGCAGCGUGCCUUACUACGCCUCCAUGGCCCAUCUCGACAGGGCCAUCCACGGCCGUCGGCUGGCCCAGGAUCCGACGCCCCCCCUCACUUUCUCCCCCGGCAACGAAACCUACCGCCUCAGCUCCUUCGGAUUUUUGCACUAUGCGAAUCUAACAGUUGGGACCCCGAGUUCGUGGUUUCUCGUUGCACUUGACACGGGCAGCGACCUGUUCUGGUUGCCCUGUGACUGCAAGAAGUGUGUCACUGCCUUGCAGACUUCUUCAGGACAGAGAUUAGACCUCAACAUCUACAGCCCCAACACUUCAUCCACAAGCUCGACUGUGCCCUGCAACAGCUCUAUAUGCACAACUCAAUCCCGGUGUGCUUCAGCUCUCAGCUCUUGCCCUUACGAAGUUAUUUAUCUCUCCAAUGGCACCUCAUCCACGGGGAUUUUGGUGGAGGAUGUUUUGCAUUUGAUAACGGAUGAUGAUCAAACAAAGGCUGUUGAUGCUCGGAUCACACUUGGCUGUGGUCAGGUUGAGACCGGUUCCUUUUUGAAUGGUGCUGCUCCAAAUGGUCUAUUUGGGCUUGGCAUGAGAAACAUAUCAGUUCCGAGCAGAUUAGCCAAAGAGGGGGUUGCUGCUAACUCAUUUUCCAUGUGCUUCGGCCCUGACGGCAUGGGGAGAAUAAGCUUCGGGGAUAAAGGCAGCACUGAUCAAGGAGAAACGCCAUUCAAUCUGCAGCAACCACAUCUGACUUACAAUGUCACAGUCACUCAAUUAAGCAUUGGAGGGAACACUACGGAUCUUGAGUUCACGGCAAUUUUCGAUUCUGGCACCUCGUUCACAUACUUGAAUGAUCCUGCUUACACGCUUAUUUCUGAAAGUUUUGAUUCUGUGUCCCAAGAUGAGCGGCUGCCAUCAGACUCCGAUCUACCAUUUGAAUACUGCUAUGCUAUAAGCUCGAACCAGACCAGCUAUGCAUAUCCAACAGUAAAUCUCACAAUGAAGGGCGGGGACCAGUUUUAUGCGAAUGAUCCUACAAUAUUGGCUAAAAUGCAGGAUGACUCAUACGUCUACUGCCUUGCCCUAGUGAAGAGCGGAGAUGUAAAUAUUAUUGGACAGAACUUCAUGACUGGUUACCGCAUAAUUUUUGAUCGUGAGAAAAUGGUGCUCGGUUGGAAGGCAUCUGACUGCUAUACUGCGAACAAUUCCAGCGUGCUAAAUAUCCCGAGGACUAACGCUGCGGCGGUUCCUCCUGCAAUCGCCGUCAACCCACAAGCCACAUCAGGAGGUGGCAGCGGUUCUCAGACACCAUCAAACGCUUCGAGCUGUCUGCAGCUGUUGAGCUGUUUUACUUUUGUCAUGAUUCUUUUCUCAUUCUUCUCCACAGUCUGAUCAUUUUUCGUCUUCCGAGGCCUGUCCGCAGCCGUAUAUAAUUUAUAGGAACUCAUUAUUAGGCAUACAUACAGCAUAUGAUGAAGAGAGGGACUCCCGCUCGCAAUUUUUGAACCGUGCUGCAUUUGUAAGUAUAUCAGGUCUGGUCUUACUGCCGCAUUACAGAGAUGAUGCUUUGUUGUUUGAAGUUCUAGUUACUCUACGGUUUCAUACUGGAAACCGACAGUGAGUUCAAGAACGUUGA
Punica granatum (pomegranate) is the source of this 2083-nucleotide messenger RNA. The record is from RefSeq and is a predicted model, not a curated record. NCBI's taxonomy places the organism in Eukaryota, Viridiplantae, Streptophyta, Magnoliopsida, Myrtales, Lythraceae.